AUGACAAUAGAAGCGAUAGAUAAAGGUCUGCGAUCUUUACGUCGAGCACAGCAAGUCCCCGAUGGUACUAACAACAACAACCCCGGGGCUGCUUCCGGCCCUGUCAACAUGUCAGUCAUCUCACCUGCGAUUAAUUACGUUGAUGAUCGCGGCAUUGGACAUGUCAAAGUGAAUGAUAAUCUGGAUUGGUCGGACCGUUUGUCCAAUGAUUCCACUGCACAAGUUGUCUAUACAGGGUCCGGGUCGAAUACCGAGAUUCUCAUUAUUCCCGCUAAGCGGAAUACGUCCGGGUCCAACUCUGAGAUGUUUAUGAUUCCUGCUAAGCGGAAUACAUCGGACUCUACAGAUUCCUCACUCAGUAGCAGCCACAAGAGAUCAGGAGACGGCUCUACUAAUCCCGUAUACAAUUUACCGACAGGAUCCAGGGAUAAUGUCAAACCUGUGGACAGUGCAGGAUUAGCAUAUACAGGAUCAGACCCGGUUGUCCUCGUAAUUGUUGGCACUGUUCUGGCCCUCAUUGCCAUCGCGUCAGCGCUUGCUGUGGCGGUGUACAGCAGGAGAAACCGUGAACGAGCGUGCUCCGAAGACCCAAGCACCCCAAGUGAGCCUUUCAUCGUAGGCUCGUUGCCCGAGCAUCCCGUUCCGGACCUCAGCUUGCUGGACACGGACAUGUCACCGGACCUUUGGCUUGAAGGCCAAUAUCAGUACUCACCCAACAUGAGCCAGGUGAUGAAUUCGUUUAACGGCACUGCUAUUCUGUCCGAUAACAAGACGACUCCAAUGCAUCACCGACUCACAGUUGACGCCUUCCCAUCCAGUCGUCGAGGCCGCCGUGGUGGGCGAGGUGAUGCUGGACGCGGCCAGCGUCGAAAUGCUCGACAUGGUCUUGCUGAUUAUGGCAAUAGUAUGCUUGGCUAUAGUGUGCGUUAUAAUUGUGCGCGUGGCAAUUUGUCUGGUAGCCGUGGUAGCUGGCGUGACAAGAGUGUGCGACGUGAAGGCAGUAUUUUGGAGGAUAUCUCGGAUCGAGGCCGUUGUCGAAAAGGAAUAACAACACCUAUCGUGUUAUACGACGAAAAUUCAACCGAGGAGGAGCACAAGUCCAAUUCAAGCAAAAUACAGAACCGUUCACGACCAGCACAAUCAUCAUCUCAACGUCAACAGUACCAAGAACAGCAACAACAACGUCGUCGUGAUAAGGUUGCUACCAGACGAGAUAGAUAG
Molecule: messenger RNA, 1221 nt
Organism: Peronospora farinosa
Lineage: Eukaryota; Oomycota; Peronosporomycetes; Peronosporales; Peronosporaceae
Source: the annotation of a GenBank genome assembly